Molecule: messenger RNA, 1295 nt
Organism: Pundamilia nyererei
Lineage: Eukaryota; Metazoa; Chordata; Actinopteri; Cichliformes; Cichlidae
Gene: fstl3
Product: follistatin-like 3 (secreted glycoprotein)
Exons: 5
Coding region: 160-912 (250 amino acids)
Biological process (GO): cell differentiation; multicellular organism development; regulation of BMP signaling pathway
Cellular component (GO): extracellular region
Molecular function (GO): activin binding; protein binding
Source: RefSeq, a predicted model, not a curated record
CACUUAUUCACAACACAUUCAUUCACUUAAGGCAGAGCUACUUGCAAAGUUAACUCAGAGUGAUCAGCUCUAUUUGCCAAAGGACCAUCACCUUUUCUUCUAGGUGUUUGCUGAGACAACCUUUUGAGAAGAAGUUUUUAAACUAACUCAGAAUACACAAUGAACGUUUUGAUUUCAGUUUUGGGGGUGAUUCUCGCUUUCUGUCAGAUUGGGAGGAAUCCUGUUAGCGCUGGGAUGUGCUGGCUGCAGCAGAGUCAAGAUCAAAGGUGCGACAUGGUGCUGAUGAGAGGGGUGACCAGGGAGGAGUGCUGUGCCGGGGGACGCCUGGACACAGCGUGGUCCAACACCAGCCUGCCCAUGAAUGAAGUCAGCCUGCUGGGCUUCCUGGGUAUUGUCUCCUGUAAACCAUGCAAAGAGACAUGUGAGGGAGUCAGAUGUGGUCCCGGGAAGGUUUGCAAGAUGAAGACAGGAAGGCCUCAGUGUGUUUGCUCUCCAGACUGCUCUCACAUUACCCGGAGGCAUCCUGUGUGUGGCAGCGAUGGGAAGACAUAUAAGGAUGAGUGUUCUCUGCUUAUGGCACGCUGUAUGGGACACCCAGACCUUGAGGUCAUGUACCACGGAGAGUGCAGAAAGUCGUGCUCCAGUGUUGUGUGUCCAGGAACUCACACCUGUGUGACCGACCAGACCAACAGUGCUCACUGCGUCAUGUGCCGCACUGCACCUUGCCCAAUACCCAUGCCGUCUGAGCACCGUAUCUGUGGUAAUGACAACGUCACUUACCCAAGCGCCUGCCACCUCCGCCGGGCUACCUGCUUCCUCGGCCGCUCCAUAGGAGUCCGCCACUAUGGGCACUGCAACAGUCCAUCUCGGAAAUUUCACAUCUUGGAUGGCAGUGAGGAAAACGCAGUCUAGAUGGUCGAUUCCUGACGCAGCCCCUUUUUGCAGGAUAUGACCCGAUCAAAAAACAUUUUUGCUCCACUAGCUUCCCAUAAGGAACUUUUUUUUUUGACAAUCACUCCCCCCUCCCCCCUUUCUACAUAUUAAUGGUAGAUGUGAUAUGAGACACCUCUGUUGGAAGAGAGGUGUUUAAUAACACACACAUGCCUCUAAAAAGCUAUUUUUUGUUAACUAUGUUUCAGUUUGGAAAGUGGAGGCAGAUGAAUGCGUUUGUCAUGAGACAGAUAUAUCUCAUGAGCUCUUUGGGAGAUGUGUGCAUAUUGUAAAUAGAAUACCAGUACUAUUUAUUGGAGAAGGUAUUAAAACUCUAUUUAUGUUUUUUAGCCUGGUAAAAAAAA